Uloborus diversus is the source of this 941-nucleotide messenger RNA. RefSeq names its product V-type proton ATPase subunit D-like. The record is from RefSeq and is a predicted model, not a curated record. Gene Ontology annotation, cellular component: proton-transporting V-type ATPase complex. Gene Ontology annotation, molecular function: proton-transporting ATPase activity, rotational mechanism. The transcript has 7 exons. Lineage: Eukaryota; Metazoa; Arthropoda; Arachnida; Araneae; Uloboridae. The coding region runs from base 93 to 836 and encodes 247 amino acids.
CCGGGACAAAAGCAAAACAGUGCAGUCAGCAGCAGUCACCUGAUUUUACAAUUUUGUCAACUUUUCGCUCUCUUCGUAAAUAAAUCUUAAUAAUGAGUGGCAAAGAUACGAUUGCUGUGUUUCCUUCUCGAAUGGCCAUGACCCUGAUGAAGGGUCGUCUGAAGGCCGCCCAGAAAGGACACGGCCUGCUCAAGAGGAAGGCCGAUGCUCUGCAAAUGAGGUUCAGGCAAAUUUUGAAAAAAAUCGUCGAUACCAAGUCCCUGAUGGGGGAUGUGAUGAAGGAGGCCGCCUUCUCUCUGGCGGAGGCCAAGUUCACCACCGGUGAUUUCAACCACAUUGUCCUCCAGAAUGUCACCAAAGCCCAGAUCAAGGUGCGGAGCAAGAAAGACAACGUCGCCGGUGUCAAUCUCCCAGUUUUCGAGAGCUUCCAGAACGGAGUCGAUACUUACGAGUUGGCGGGCCUGGCCAGGGGUGGCCAGCAGUUGGCGAAGCUGAAGAAGAACUUUGCCAAAGCGGUGCAUUUGCUGGUGGACUUGGCGUCGCUACAGACGUCCUUCAUCACCUUGGACGAAGUCAUCAAGGUCACCAAUCGCAGAGUGAAUGCCCUCGAGCAUGUUGUGAUUCCCAAGAUUGAGAGGACCAUCGCAUAUAUCACUUCCGAGCUGGACGAGAGAGAAAGAGAAGAAUUUUAUAGGUUAAAGAAAAUUCAAGGCAAGAAGAAGGUGAUGCGAGACGAAAACGAAAAACGCAAGGAAGCCCUCAAGGCAGCUGGGGUGGAAGUAGACUCUGCCCCCAACAUACUCGAAGGGGACAACGACGAAGAUCUGCUGUUUUGAGUUUAAGAAGCAUUCGUAAUCAGCCCAUCGGGUGAUAUAUAAUCGAGAAAACUAUUUGAAAUAUUCCAGUGUUCAAUUCCUAUAAUCGAAUAAUGAAUUACACUU